AUGGUAUUCACAAUGUCAAAUUGGACUAGCAAUGAGACCGGUGGACCUGAAACAAAGUUUUAUUCAACUAGCAGAACAUCUACUGUAGUUUCAUGUUCAUCUACUUCAUUGCCCAUCACAACUACAGCAACGCCGCCGCCGCCGCCGUCGUCGUCGUCGACGACGACUACAGCAAGGGAUUUUUUUGAUGACGAAAUCUCACUUGUCUUGAUCAAUAGCGAUCCUAUGGAAUGUAAUGAAAACUUUUCCAUCUUCAUAAAAUGUAUCAUUGACAAUAUUUAUGUCGAUACCAAUAGCCCGCCCACUUACCAAGAGUUGUCCUUGUACGCUUUGAAGCUUUUGUCGCUGAAUUUGUUUGUCAAAAAUUCCAGAUUUUGCAUUGGCAAGAUAUUGGCGUUUUUAGAGACAUUCGCGGCAGUUACCGAGUAUAGAUUGGAAGCAAAGGCCAACGAGAGCAAUGAUGCAGAUCUCAUGAAACAAAAAGCAGACGAUCGAAUAAAGUUUGAAAGUGAAAGCUUGAAGGAGUUCUUGUGUAUCACUUUACUCCUACUCCUCAAACUCAAGAAUAGCAGCAAUGAAAAAGACGAUAGGGAUGAUGAUGAAAGUGUUCUGAGUGCAUCUUCGACUUCAACGCAACCUGAGAACUUAGACUUGCUAGGCAUUGAAGAAGUUUUCAAAACACUUCAAACAUCCAAGUUUAUCGCAAUCAUUACUCGUUUCAUAACUACUCAAAUUAAAGCAGUAGAUCAAAAUGAAUCGUCCUUUGUGAUUUUGAAAUUCAGUUGUGAUUUGGUGUUUGAGUAUUUGUACUACAUUGAGUUUCUAUCCUCAAAAGAACUUGCGGAACUCGCGAGUAAUGACAAUGAAAUAAUUGCGGUAAUUAUAAAGUACCUUUUGUCCUCGGAACAUUUUAAUAACUAUGAUCUAGAUAGCGAUGAAUUUAACAAUGAAAGUAGACUCGUAGCUUAUGAGGAGCUAAAGCUUUUGUUGUUAAUUAAUGAACAGUUUUUGAUGAAUUCGUAUAACGAGCUGCGGAGCACCAAUAAUGUCUUUGCGGAGCUCACCAACAACAACAAGGACACAAACUGUAAUAUGAAAAAUAUUGUUGGCUUUAUUAAUCUAUUGAUUUACCAUUUGAACCGAGAGGAAUCCCAAAUCAUCAAGUUGUUGAUUUUGAAGUUUCUCUACCAAGUCUUUACUACAUCCUACACUGCAAAACUAAUAUAUCGAAACGACUUGAAAAUAUUGAUUGAUAUCUUCAUUAGAGAAUUGGACAAUUUAGAAUCUAAAGAUAGUAUUCUCAUAUUCACUUACUUGAGAGUACUUUACCCGAUAUUGAUGUAUUCCGAAUUGAGUGACUGUGGAAACUACAAGAAUAUCGAGUUAUGGGACGUUUUAAGUCAUACUAUUACCAAUCCAGGGUCCAAAACAAGCGGGUCUGAGGAGAGGUUGUUAAUGCUGCAAUUAGCAGCAAAAUGUAUGAAAGUUAAGUGGCUAGAAGCCUCUGUUACAAAGAUGAAGAACAAUAGUCAAAAUAAUGGACGCCAUCUUCGUCAUGAGCCAACACUUCCUUCUUCGCUCGAGUCGUCUCCGGAAAAGCAUUCACUAGAGGACUCGACUAAGGGGGCGGUACCGACAACAUCACCAUCAUCAUCAUCAUCAUCGAUAACAACGGCUACAACAACGACAAUGACAACACAUAUUGAUGGCAUGACUACGCCAUCAACACCAUCAACACCACCACCACCACCACCACUAUUCACCCGAGUUGCGUCUGUGCGUUCAUCAUCAAGGGCCGAUUACCACAAACAUACCACGGCACAUAAUUUCUUGGAUCGUAAAAGUAGCGGAAAAAGGGCAAAAACAAAUACAAGUACAUCAUUAGGAAGUAUAUUCGAGGAGAACAAUAACAAUGUUUUCUUAAAGCAAUUUGCGCAGAAAUUGGCUAUUACAAGAAACAAUGACAUUCCGAUAGAUGAAACGUCGGAUAUUUCUGAUAAUCCUAGUUGUCAAGAUUCUAAUAUACUAAAUUUGCCAAACGAAUACCUACAAUCAAAACCGCUUCCUAAGAUCCCAGUACCUAAAAAGAUAAGAGGGCAAUUUUAUCAAAACGAGGGUUCUGCUGCAUCUUCCUCAAGUUCACUUAACUCAGAUUCUUCCGUCAAGCAAAAGGCAAGAAAGAAAAAAGCUCCGCCGCCGCCACCUCCACCUCCAAGACGUCGUAAAUAA
Molecule: messenger RNA, 2229 nt
Organism: Lodderomyces oxycetoniae
Lineage: Eukaryota; Fungi; Ascomycota; Pichiomycetes; Serinales; Debaryomycetaceae
Exons: 1
Coding region: 1-2229 (742 amino acids)
Biological process (GO): endocytosis; actin cortical patch localization; actin cortical patch assembly
Cellular component (GO): actin cortical patch
Molecular function (GO): Arp2/3 complex binding
Source: RefSeq, a predicted model, not a curated record